AUGAAUGAUUUACGUCAGCAGCAGAUGGUAGCAGCGACAUCGUCAUCAGGAUCGGAAUCGGGAACAGCGGUAGAAUCGGCAGCCGCCACGUCCACAGCAGGAUCAGCAGGAGCAGCAGGUCGCCUCCAGCCCAACUGCAACUCAAAGUCAGUGGCAGCGAGCAGCACGAGCGAGGAGGAGCAGCGGGUUAGCUCCACGUCUUCGCCAGCACAGCGGGAUCAGCAGCUGAAUGCGGAUCGGGAGCGGGAUCAGGAUCAGGAGCAGGAGCCACAGCAGCAGCCGCGCGAGGGGGCACUGCAGCAUCAGCACAACCAGCCCGGCCAUAUAACCAGCACCACAGCGUCGCCUCCGCCGACGCAGCCGCCUCCGACGACGCCGUGCGACGAUGCCCCAAGCACAACUGGAGCAUCUGCAUCUGCAUCGGCCAGCUCAGCAUCCGGAGAAGCACCAGCGGGAGCAGCGGGUGGAGCGAUGGCUGCCACGGCGAUCACGGUAGAGGGCGAGGAGCGGGACGGGCACAAGAUCAUCCUGAAGCUCUCCAUGCACUCCAGCCCCAACUCAAACCCAAAUGAAUCUCAGCCGCCGGGCGAUGAGAGGCGCGUGGAGCCCCUGCGCAUCCAUCUGCCCUGCAGCGGCGGCGGAGGAGGUGGAGAAGGAGGCCUGGUGGCCAAGCCGCAGGACGCCUUCGACGCGGACGCCUCCUCCUGCUCCUCAUCGUGCGCCGAGGACGAGGUGGCCAGCACUCUCGGCCAACAACUGCGAAACACCCCGCACAUAGUGCCAAAGCUGACCAUCCGCGCCGCCAACGAGAGGCGCGUGGGUAGCGUGGUGCCCAAGCUGACCAUCAAAUUGCCCGAGAACCCGGCUGCCUCUGGCUCCAACUCCAAUUCCGGGUCGUGCUCGUCGGGAGUGAGUGGCGGAGUCCAGUCGGCGAUGCCCGCCAAGAAUGACGCCCACUUGUCCAGCCUCUCGCCCGCCUCCGCCUCGUCCUCUUCUGCCUCGUCCUCCUCCUCUUCGUCGUCGUCGUCCUCUCUGGCGGAGAUGCAGACGGUGCCCAAGCUGAUGAUCAAGACAACGCUGGCCGGAAGCAGCUGCAUCAGCAGCAGCGAGGAGCAUCCGCACCAGCAGCAGCAGAUACCAAAGUUAACCAUCAAGACGGGUGGCAGCGGCGGCGGUCAGGAGCCCAUGCACACGGUCAUUAUGACGCACGACCUGACCAACGCCCAGAGCAUCCCCAAGCUCACCAUCAAGACGAAGUCCAUCGAGCUGCUUGAGGACGAGCCGGCGGCCAAGGUGGAGCCGCCUCUGCCCAAGCUGACCAUCAAGAACCUGUGCUCGCCCAAGCACAAGGUGCGUGCGGUGCUCGAGGAGAAGCCGAUAACGGCGGCCUCCAAGCUGGCAGUUCCGAAGCCCACGCCGGCCAAUCCUACGCCGACGGUGACGAACGCUCCGAUGACGAAUGGCGGCGAGUCGAACAGCAGCAGCCAGGAGUUCUGCGGCUUCUCCGACCCGGACGCAGAUACGGCUGCGGCUGCUUCGGACGAGGGUCGCCGCAACUCUGACGACAUGGUAAUCGACGAUUCGCUGUCCAAGGGGCACGACCCCAAGAUGUUUCACAACCUGCCGCCACUGGCCGCCAGCAAUGGUAUCGCCAGCGGUGCGAGCAAGGUCAACAAAGCCGGCAAGCCUGCCCAGCCGCAGCACAACGUGGUGGACAUGGUAGACCUGACCUCGUCCCCGUCGCCGGGCUCUUCGCCCGCGCAUGUACCCAACAACUUUACGGGACGCAUUUCGCCGAACAACCUGCUCAUCGAGUGCCUGCGUGCGCAAGCUGCACCUGUUAAUUUUACCACCCAGCAAACUGCCUCGCUCAGUUCAAAUAUCCUGCUUAGCCAGCUGACGGCGCCUGCUAAGGGCUUCACCACGGCCACGCCUCAGAGCAAAUCCAGCAAGUAUCCCCAGCUAACCGAGCGCCUGAUGGCCAAUGGUGGCCUUAGCGGCGGUGGAGGAGGAUCGGUUGUUGCGGCAGAAGGCGAAUCGGCCGUUGGUCCGCAGGCCUCCGCGAAUCCUGCGCAACCUGCCAUCGAGUCUAUCGAGAUCCUGGACACGCCUGAUGGCAGUCCGAGGGUUCCCUACAUGGACGAUGAGCACCCCCUGCCGUUGUACAACAACCAUCACCAAACCAACCGCAAGCAUGCCGGAACUCUCAGAGACGACCAGCACUUGGAGGACCAGGAGAUGCAGGAGCUGGACAACAACAACGAGAACCACUUAAAGCGCACCAGCAGCGAGGGCAACGAAUCUCCAAGUAGUGGCAUCCCUCCCAACAAACAGAGACGCAUGGACAAUGACGAGAACGACCAGCAGACACAGAAUUGUCACGAUCCCGCCAGGAAGUGUAAUGCCAGUCCCGGCGAAUCGCUGCAGGCGCUGCCGCCGUCACAUCGCUCGCGCAAACAGAAGCACGAGCGCAUUCUCAACACGGACCUGGAGGAUGCCCUCUUUCCACCCACCCAACAGCAUGCUAUACCUACUCCGGACCAGAAUGGAGCCCUGUCCUCGGAGGUCCAACUGGACGACGCCAAGGCCCAGGAUCCACUGGAACAGCCGCCCACUCCGCUCCCGCUGCCGGUGGCUACGUCGGCGAGCACGGGCAAGAAACGGGGGCGUCCGAAACGAAUUCAGAACCAGAGCACAGCCGAGUCUGCCGCAGUCACUCCCAAGCCCGACACUCCACCGGAGGAGGCCAGUAGCGCUGUCAAGUCGCGACGCGUACAACUGCUACGCAAGCGACUGGCCAUCGAUAUGGUGAGCGUGAGCCAAGCGCUGAAGGACGCGGCGACGAAGAACUCGUCUCUGGGCGAGCCAAACGCUCGGAUAAACGACGAAGAAGUUCCCGGUGCGCUGGAAACCCCCAAAAGUCGCGACCACCGCCAGCUGAGGGCCACGCGGCGCACCACGACCCACAAUCCCAGCCCGAACGCCAACCUGCAGCCCACUCCCAAGUCCACGCGAAAGCGCCAGAGCAAGGCUAGUGCCCAGCAUAGCCAGUUGGCGCCACCGCCGGCGAUGCCUCAGUUUGGUAGCUUGGAGGCCGAGUCCAACAACAAUAACAGCAGCAGCAUGUCCUUCGCUCUCGCCGCGCAGAUUGACCUAACCAUGUGCUCGUCCAGCUCGUCGACUUCCUCGGGCGCUGCCGCCAACCAGCAGGUGAUCAGCGGGAGCGGCAGCAGCUCCAUGCUGCCUCCGACAACCAUCCUGUCUUCUUCUGACCCGCUGCCCGAUGUCAUCUUCCAGCCAAACGAUUUUUCCUCGAUCAUGGCCACCCAACAGCUGCGCUCACCGCGCCCCUCAAGCAUCAGCGGUGGCAGUGCCGGCGGUAGCCAGCAAGAUUCCCAUGAUGAGGACAACUAUAACAGUGCGCUGGACAACUCCGGAGACGAAUCCGUCACAACGUUACCGAUGCUUUCAAUGGCAACUCCGACGCGAGGACGCGGACGUGGCCGGGGAUCCAGGGGAGGCGGCCGCAACAGAGGCUCUUCUUCGGCAGACCGAGCUGCCAGCGCCGGAGGCGGAGGCACCGGGUCCACAACACCAACCAUGCAGCCAAGGGCGCCGCGGAUGAGCCGUGGAGCAAGCGCCGUUGCCAAGGCCAUCGCCAUGAGUCGACCGCGCUGCGUUGGCGGCCUGAAGCACCAGCCCGAUCCGGAGAGACUCAAAGGCUUGUUCAGUCCGUCGCCGCAAGUGUUUGAGGAGGACACGCGUAUGAGCGCUGAUCUAAGCAACAGCAGUCAGUCGAUGACCAGCCUAAUGGAACCUCCUCUAACGCCACAGAAGCAACCCGACUUCCUUAACAACGAGGAGUCACAGUCGUCCAUGGUGAGCAAUGUAAGCAUGAUCGACUCGAACCAGGGUCAGUCCGUCGACGCUAUUCUGGGCUCAGCGCUCAAACGUCCAAAGAAAAAAAAGAUGGAAAUUUGCGUGGCCGAAGACACGGACUACAGUGCCUCCAGCAUUGCGGAGUACGACUGGCCACCGCCCAAAGGUUGCUGUCCUUCGAAAAACCGCGACACCUUUAUGAUCCAAGAGCAGGUGGCCCUCUAUCUGGGCAUCACGAGCUUCAAGCGCAAGUACCCGGAUCUGCCACGCCGCGCCGUCGACAUGGAGGAGCGCAAUUGGCUGCAGGAGAAGGGACUGGUCAGCGAGCGGAUGUGCGACCUGGGCAUCACCGCCGUGUGGGCCUCCGACAUCCUGGACAUUAUGUACGCGGACUUUUACGAUAAGUAUGAAGAGUACAAGGAGUACAUUCGCCAGAAGCACUUGCGCGAGAUCGAGGCUAAGCAGAAGGCUCUGGGACUGACGGUUGGGGCAGGAAAAGGUCUGCAAGCGCGUGACCGUGCCAUGCUAUCGGCUAGCAAGUGGAACGUUUACUUCAACAAGACCCGCAAGGAUGAGCGCCAGGUGUGUCUGGAUCUGCAGACAUUUACGAUAAAUCAGCCGCUGCAUAGGACGGCGCCCACCUCCACCUGCCUACAGCGCUCCAUUGUAAAUGUGGUGCGGGCGGCGGCAGAAGCGGAGAAUGUGCCGGAACCGCCCACUCUUCUGCCGCCCCGAGUCUACGACGAGGCCUUCCGCCACUCGGACUACGCCUAUCCGCUUACGGUGGUGCCGGACCAGUUCUCGUUGGCCUUCCGUCACUUCGAGCCCGCCGAGCUACGAGCCUAUCCACUGGACACGGCACUGGAUGUGCCUGCUGAUGUGAUGGCGCAGCUGCUGCAGGGACACAACGAAGCUUCUGGCAGUGAAGAAAUAAAAAUGCCCGCCUCGGCCGCCAAGGAUCUGGGGCAAGAGCCGUCUGCGAUCAAGACCCAAAUGGCAGCGGCGCCCAUUCGACGCAGCAGAAGAUCGGCACGGCAGCAGACGGACAAGGUCCGCACGGCCAGCAGCUCCAGCACUUCCUCCGCGCAGUCGCUCUCAUCCGCAUCCAGCGGCAACGGAAGCAGCAGUGAUACGGACAGCGGCGAUGAAAGCGACUCUAGCAGCAGCUCGAGUUGUUGCAGUUCGACCGGUGCCUCGAGUGGAGCUGGCAGCGAGGACGAGGAUGAGAACGAGUCCUCGCCGUCAACCAGGCUGUCCAACUGCGGUGUCUGCCUGCGCAGCCAGCAUCGCAAUGCCAGGGACAUGCCGGAGGCCUUCAUUCGCUGCUACAGCUGCCGAAGGCGCGUCCAUCCCAGCUGCAUUGAGAUGCCCCAGCGAAUGGUGGGUCGCGUGAGGAACUAUAACUGGCAGUGCGCCGGGUGCAAGUGCUGCAUCAAGUGCCGGAGCAGUCAGCGGCCAGGAAAGAUGCUCUACUGCGAGCAGUGCGACCGGGGUUACCACAUCUACUGCCUGGGUCUCAAGACGGUGCCGGAUGGACGCUGGAGCUGUGAACGGUGCUGUGUGUGCAUGCGAUGCGGAGCCACUCGGCCGGAGGGUCUGCCCCACGUGGCCGCUCUGUCCCAGGCCUCCGCGGUACCCUCGCCCAACGGGGACCGAUCAAAGGCGUUGUCACGCAGCAAGCGACUGAAAUGGGUGCAUGAGUACCGGGUUGACCACUUAACAAAGCUGCGGGAGCAUGCCGCCAUGUUCUGCGUGCCCUGUGCGCGGACCAAGCCUCCCAAGCGGCAGCCAGCGGCGGCGGCGACUACUGUGACUGCGACUGCGACUGCGACAGUCGCCUCCUUUUCGGAGAUCAUGUCCGCAAGCACGGAUGCCAGUCCGGUACCAAGUCCCGGCCUGACGCUUAAUGGAGACCGCGCUCUCUCACCGGAGGCGGGUGCUUCACUGAGUCCAAAGGCAGCUGUGCCCGUUUUGGAGGCGUCGUCGUCAUCGUCAUCGUCAUCGUCGGCGGUGACCACAAACAUUGCGGGAACGAUGAGCAAGCGGCAUCCGGGGAACGCGGUCAAUAUCACAACGAUGCAGUGCAGCAGCAGCACCUUCAGCGGGAACGGGGUCUCUGAGGAUGCGGCAACUGUCGCGGCCACGGGAACAGCGGCCACUGCGGCAGCAGGAGCUGGAUCUGGAGCACCGACUGCCACGCCCAUCGGCAUAGCUCCGCCGCCGGUUGUUGCCUGA
Messenger RNA from Drosophila subpulchrella, 6114 nucleotides. It is a transcript of the gene e(y)3, whose product is annotated as supporter of activation of yellow protein. NCBI's taxonomy places the organism in Eukaryota, Metazoa, Arthropoda, Insecta, Diptera, Drosophilidae. Bases 1 to 6114 code for a protein of 2037 amino acids. The record is from RefSeq and is a predicted model, not a curated record. The transcript is spliced from 11 exons.